AUGGAGGUAGCUCCUCCCAUGCCCCCUGAUCCAGGGGAGCAUGUAGAAAUCCCACAGACUACGCCGACUUUCUUUGGUCGCAAGCGACCACUAGAAGAGAAAAUCCACGCCUCAUUUAAAAAAUCAGUGAUCCUGCAUCUGCAAAUAACUUUAUUCAACCCUUCUGCUUCCUCUUCUACCCCCCCUUCCGCGGGAAAGAAGAGAAAGAAGAAGAAUAAACGGAGAAAGAAAGGGGGUCAGGAGUCCGGUCCACACCAGGGAAAGAGCCAGUCAACGGAAUGGACGAAGGUGGGUCCUAAGACACGGCCUGAAGUGAAAAGUCGCGCCAGCAAACUCCGCACACCUCGGUCAUCAGCAGUAGUAUUGACGCUGCAACCGGGGGCGGAACAAAGAGGCGCGACUUAUGCAAAAGUCAUUGCCGCUGCGAAAGCGAAUAUAAACGCAGCAGACAUUGGUGCUCAAGGAGUCAGACUUCGUAAGGCGGCGACAGGAGGCCGCCUGUUCGAAUUCCCUGGGGCCUCCAGUGCUGAGAAGGCGGACUCCUUGGCUACAAAGCUCAGAGAGGUCUUGGGUGACGAGGUCGUUCGGAUAUCUAGGCCUUCGAAGUCUGUUGACCUGCGGAUCACAGGCCUGGACGACUCCGUCACCAGCGCCGAGGUUAUCGCUGCGGUGGCAACGGUAGGAGGAUGUCCCGUCGAGCAAGUGCGGGCUGGCGAAGUUGUUUGUGGCUACGACGGGCUAGGGGCAGUGUUAGUGCACUGUCCCGUUGCAGCUGCCAAGAAGGUGGUAGCAGGAGGAAGGCUCCUCGUGGGAUGGGUGUCUGCGCAAGUGAAGUUGCUGGACGCCCGGCCCUUGAUGUGCUAUCGGUCAUAA
Pararge aegeria (speckled wood butterfly) is the source of this 873-nucleotide messenger RNA. RefSeq lists its product as uncharacterized. The transcript has 3 exons. The record is from RefSeq and is a predicted model, not a curated record. The coding region runs from base 1 to 873 and encodes 290 amino acids. Lineage: Eukaryota; Metazoa; Arthropoda; Insecta; Lepidoptera; Nymphalidae.